GCUCAACUUACCUCUGCCAUCAACAUGUCCUACACCUGCUCUUCUGGAAACUUCUCCUCCCGUUCCUGUGGAGAUCACCUGAACUACUACCCUUAUGUCUCCUGUGGCUCUUCCUACCCCCAGCAGCACCUAGUUCAGAGCACUAACUUCUACUCUCCCAGGACCUGCCCUCUGGGCUCCUCUCUCCACAGCGGCUAUCGUCAGAGCUGCUUCCGGCCCAUCGGAUGCCAGACUUCCCACGAGGUGCACAGCUCCUGCCAGCGGCCCUGCUACAGCUCCAGGGUCUCCAGCCUCUGCAGCCCCUGUAGGACCACAUAUGCUGGCUCUCAGGGCUUCGGGUCCAGCAGCUGUUUCUCUCUGGGCUACGGGUCUAGAGGCUCUUUCUCACUGAGCUGUGGAUCCAGCGGCUUGAGACCCCAGGGCUUCUCUUCACUGGGCUAUGGAUCUGGAUUCUGCCACCCAUCCUAUGUUCCCUAUAGAACCUGCCAGUCUCCUUGCUACAGACCAAGCUGCGGCACUGGGUCUGGAUUCCACUGA
Mesocricetus auratus (golden hamster) is the source of this 537-nucleotide messenger RNA. RefSeq names its product keratin-associated protein 13-1-like. Lineage: Eukaryota; Metazoa; Chordata; Mammalia; Rodentia; Cricetidae. The record is from RefSeq and is a predicted model, not a curated record. The transcript has a single exon. Bases 25 to 537 code for a protein of 170 amino acids.